Messenger RNA from Enterobius vermicularis (human pinworm), 693 nucleotides. The record is from the annotation of a GenBank genome assembly. Lineage: Eukaryota; Metazoa; Nematoda; Chromadorea; Rhabditida; Oxyuridae.
AUGUUUGUCGAGAAUCAGGAAACACUUUUCUGGUUUCAACUUCUCGGAAAAGUCCGGUUAUUGUUUAAGUUCCAAUUGUUGGGUACUAAUGAAGGCGUUGUUAGCGAUGAUGAUGAUGAUAUAGCUGCUGCUGUUGUUGCUAGUGGUGGCGGUGUUGUUAUGAAACCUAAUGAACUUUUAACACCAAAAUCGCAAUCUCCACAAGUUGACGAUGAUCGUCGUGCUCAUCACAACGAACUUGAACGCCGACGACGAGACCAUAUCAAAGAUCACUUUUUAGCACUGAAAGAUGCAAUUCCGUUGUUAGAAGGUGAAAAGUCAUCAAGAGCUUCAAUAUUGAAACGUGCUGUGGAAUACAUAAUGAUAAUGAAGAAACAAAUAUCUGAAGAUCAGGACGAUAUCGAAAAGCUUAAACUUAAAAACGAACAACUGGAAGCUCAAGUAAGAUUGCUUGAAAAACCAGCAAUUGGAUUUGGUACACCAGACGUAGCAGAAGUAGUUCAAGUGCCCGCCCUAUCCCGAUACGACCGGAGCACAUGUAUCGCCGGUCCUUCAUCUGUUCAAAAUACCCUGAUGCCACAGCUCAGGACAAUUCCACCGGUCACUGUAUCAAACCCUUUCCCAUUGUCCUGUCCGGCGUCGGAUCCAUUACAACCGAAAUUUACCGCAUUUACACCUGUUACUCAAAGGUAA